AACAGUGACGAAAAGGAAGUGACGAGCCCUGAGUUUCGUCAGUUCAAUAAACAGCACUGGAAACUGUCGGCAACAGUAACUCUUUCCCAUCCAAAAUCCCAAACCCUAACGGACUCCUAACUGUAAAAGUGUAAACUACCAACCCCUAAAUUCCAUUCAUCAAAUCGCCCCUGAGCUCGAUUCAAGAUGGCUGCAUUCUCAAUUCUCAACUUCACCGUCGCCGUUCUACUCGUAUUCCUUUCACGCACUUCCUCGACCCCACUCCCAUACGCUCCGAAAUUUGAUCCCAACCUUCUGCUCAUCGGCGACGCCCGGCUCAUCAACUCUGCCUCAUCUGUUCAGCUCACCGACCCUACGUCUUCUUCAAGCUCCGGCCUUCUUAUUCGAAGCAAAACUUUUAAAUUUCGUUCCUCUAACUCGAAGAAGCCCGCCAUCAAGCCUGUGUCGUUUUCGACGGACUUCAUAUUCUCAAUUUCACCCCACGACGGAGACGGCCUUGCCCUAAUUAUUGUCCCGGCUGAUUUUUCCUCUAAGUUUUCGCGGGAUGGUUUUGGGCUCUCUCGGCAAAGCAGGUUUUUCGCGGUUGAGUUUGAUACUUCUAGAAAUGAAAAUGUAGGGGACGAGAAUGCGAAUCACGUUGGGAUUGAUGUGGCAAGUCUUCAUUCUGUCCAAGUAAGCAAUGUUUCUUCGAUUGGAUUGGUUUUAAAUAGUGGGAUUAAGCUGCACUCUUGGGUUGAUUAUGACUCUAGCUCUAAGAGAUUAGAGGUUAGGUUAUCUGGAUUUGGUGGUCCUAGGCCUUAUGCUCCUUUGUUAGCUUAUCAAAUUGAUUUAGGGGAAAUGUGGAAAGGGGAGGAGGUGUUGGUUGGAUUGAGUUCGUCUCGUGGAAAUUCAGUGCAGAAGACUUGUAUUUAUUCGUGGAAGUUUACGGUGAGGAUUGCUCCCAACUGGCUGCAUAGUCAGCCCGUAAAUCCACAGGCGUUUUCCAGUAAACGUAGUGAGGAUAAAGUGGCAGACAAGAAAAGCCUGUGUGCUUUGAGGUUGCUUUCUGGUUUGAUUUUUGCAACUGGUUGUGGUCUAUUGGCAGCAUUUGUGGUGCUGUUUCUAUGGGCUGUGUUUGCUAAUAAUGAUCAGGUGGCAGUGAUCCCAGUUAAGUGCUCAGCAAAUCCAGGGGAUUUCAGGUACGAAAAGAUCCAAGUAGUUUUAGAGGACAGCUCAGAUGCUGUUAAGAAUUAGAGAAUCCAAUUUGUAUCUGUAUCUAGUUUGCUUAACUAAUGUUUCUGAUGUGGAUUCUGAUGUUUACUUACGGAGUAUUAGAGGGUCAAGUUCUUGCGAUGUAUCUUGUAACUUGCCAAACUGUUGUUUCCAAUGUGCCUGUGGCCUGUAAUGUUACUGACAGUAGUAUGAUCUUGAGCUUCCAUUUCUUA
Messenger RNA from Coffea eugenioides, 1424 nucleotides. RefSeq names its product L-type lectin-domain containing receptor kinase VIII.1-like. Bases 187 to 1233 code for a protein of 348 amino acids. Lineage: Eukaryota; Viridiplantae; Streptophyta; Magnoliopsida; Gentianales; Rubiaceae. The record is from RefSeq and is a predicted model, not a curated record. Gene Ontology annotation, molecular function: carbohydrate binding. The transcript has a single exon.